Blepharisma stoltei is the source of this 1143-nucleotide messenger RNA. NCBI's taxonomy places the organism in Eukaryota, Ciliophora, Heterotrichea, Heterotrichida, Blepharismidae. The record is from the annotation of a GenBank genome assembly.
AUGGAAGGAAAUGGCCCUGACUUCAAUGAUAUAUUAAACAAUAUGAUAAGCAAUCGAUAUACCGAAGACCUAGCAAGUCUACAAGACCCCUCAUUUGGCAGUCACAUAGAGAUGCUGAACCAAAAUUUGACAAGUUUAAUCACAACAGAAUUAAAUGCAAUUCUAUCUGAAAAACAGCAGCUUUCCAAAGAAAUUGAAGAAUUUAACAAAUAUAAGGACGAAGAGCUCCAGAAAUUAGAACAAUGCGAAAAAGAAUGGGCAGAGAAAAAAGCUCAGUACCAGUCAAGUGGAAAUGAAAGCAAAAUUAUCGAAAUUAAUGUAGGCGGCACACAUAAAGUGACGACAACUCUUUCUACACUUUUAAAAGUCCCUCAGUCUGCCUUAGCAGCUUGCUUUAAUGGGACAGUUCAGCUUCCUAAAAUAAAAGGAGAAAUUUUUAUUGAUAGAGAAGGUCAGUCUUUUUGCAACGUAAUCAGUUUUUUGAGGACAGGGAAAUUUCCCAAAUUUGAGACAUUCGAAGAAGAAGCUGCCUUUUUAGACGAGCUUGACUUCUGAGGAAUCCCUUAUGAAGAAAUAGAGACUGAUAUAGACCAAGAUCUGAAACAUUUUGACCCAAAUUGGUGCGCAUCUACAUUAAUUCUAGAAAAUAAUAAUACAGUCCUGAAAAAGGUAGGAAGCCCUCAUGGUAUUGCUUUUGGAGCUAUCCCAAUGAGUAAAGAAUGCCCAUACGUCGAGUUUAAAAUUUCGAUAACUUCUGGCUCAAGCAAUGGGUCUCAUAUUUUUCUAGGACUUGUGGAUAAAUCAAAAUAUUCGUCAUCUCAGCUGGUUUCAACCCGCUGGAGAGAUGCCCCAUGCUCUUGGUAUUGGGAUGUGUGGAAUUGUAAAUUGGUAAAAACUGAUGAAAAUGGGGUGCAUUCUUUUGUGACUGGGUAUGGGUGUGACUGUGAUGAUGAAGAAACAGUCUUGGGGAUUUAUUAUGAUUCUAAAAGAAGGACUGUGUCUUUUUAUAAGAAAGGGAUUAACCAAGGAGUGGCUUAUAAUAAUGUGUCGAGCGGGUUGUUUCCUAGUAUUGAUGUGUGGUUUGAUACUGGAAGUGUCACGUUUUUACAGACGAAGCUCGCGAAGACUAUGGCAUAUAUGUAA